Dermacentor andersoni is the source of this 3740-nucleotide messenger RNA. RefSeq lists its product as uncharacterized. Gene Ontology annotation, cellular component: MIS12/MIND type complex; nucleus; chromosome, centromeric region. Gene Ontology annotation, biological process: kinetochore assembly; mitotic cell cycle; mitotic sister chromatid segregation. NCBI's taxonomy places the organism in Eukaryota, Metazoa, Arthropoda, Arachnida, Ixodida, Ixodidae. The record is from RefSeq and is a predicted model, not a curated record.
CUACCAUUUAUUCUAUGGUGCUACCACGUGUGAAGCGCGCGUAUUUUGCAGCAGCUCGCACGGUUUACGGCCCUAGCUUAAGUUCUAAGCUCUAGCUGGUCGCCCAGCAUUUCAGAGUAGCGAUUGUACUGCUCGGACGAGCGCUGGCGCUCCCUUCGACCGGAAGCAUGACGGAUAACAGCUACGCUGUCCAGCAUUUUGGCGUCUCGCCCAAGAUUAUUGUUGACUAUGUCUAUGAUAUCUGGUUUAGCUUCACAGAGAAAUGUCUGGAUGACCUCAAGACCGCAUUACAGGACAAGGCAUCUGGCCGCAUUCCUCCUGAUGAGCUAGAAGCAAGUGUGGAGUCCAUCUUUCAAGAAAUGGCCACUGACUUUGACAAGAAGGCUGACAAGUUAGAGGAGUUCAUGCAGCACAUCAUACACGCGCCAUCGCAUGAGCUGCUCCCUGAAGAUGACGUGCAUCGGCAGUUGCCCGACGAGAGGAAGCCGAGCGUGUCCUCCUUUAGGGCACAGCUCGGGUCGCUGCACAGGCGCAUUGCUCAGGAGACUGCACGACAGCAGGCCCUUAAGGAAGAGCUGGCCCGACAAGCUGUUUUGCGAGAACAACUACGAGCCAAGCUGCGGCGCAUUGAGGAGGUGGCUCAGCAAGCAGCUGAAAUGAGCAACAAGACCACCAUGGUGCUAGCAGAGGGUGUUGCCCGCUUGCACCUGGACACUCAAGAUGUUCAGGGACUGUGCAGAAAAGCUGAACGUCUCUGGGAGUCACUGGACAGUGCGGAGACACGUAGAUGCUUCGAUACGGCGGUGCAAGGGAUUUUGUAACUGUUGCUCCCUUUUUCACAUUUGUCAUUACAGAUAAAUAUCAUGUGUAAUAUAGAGUGUCUUCGAGAGUAUUAUGAAACUGGGAAAAUAAAUUGUAUUAGUCAGGUGAUACCUGAACAAAUAAUUGAGGAAUACUAGUCAGGUCUUCCUUAUUGCUUAUUAUUUAUUAACCCUUACAUAGUAUAGCACAGUCAUAGUGCAUGAGACAGAGAGAAAGAAAUAAGUGCUGCUUCUUGAUAUACUUAAGAAACAACUACGAAUUUUGCUAUUGAUUAUUUUGUAUACUUCUUUUACCGAGAUUUGCCAAGGGAGGUACAUUACAUGAUUACUUAUAUUUGUACAUAUCAUUAUAUAGACAUUGGAUGGACCAGAAACUGCAUAAUAAAAUACAAUAGAAUUCCGUUAAUUCGACUCUGGUUCAGUUGAAAUUCGAUCCACGCCGAAGGUCCCGGCCAGUGCCCACGCAUUUCACUGGCCCAAUCUUUCGUUAGUUCGAUCCUAAAAUUGGCCUUUGCCAGAUAAUUGAAACUUGACCUAUCAGCACACACCCGCCUUAUCCCUAGUAACCCCAGUAGCAACACCUUAUAGCGGCAGCAUCAGUCUCGACGGAGCUUAGAGGAAAGUAAAUGCAUUCGACACAUGCCAUGCGUCAUCGAAAACACCUAUUUUCAGCCUUAGCUCACAAUGUCUGACUAUGGUAUUUACCCCAUUCUCGCACGCACCUUUCCUUCUCUAGAAAAUUGGGCCUAAAAUUGGAUAUGCGGUGCAGAUGGAUGCACUCACACACACACACAAAAAAAAAAAAAACCUGCUUUGCGGCAUUCGUGUGCUUUACUGCAUGAUGAAAUGCGGCGAUUUAGGAAACCAAUUGCCAUUAUGUAAUGCAUAUUAUAACCUUGCCUAUAUUACUUGAUAAAAAGUUAGGUGUGCAUUUGGUGUUGGCUUUAUUUAGGAGCUUGAAUGUCAUUUUUAUGUUUGUUUUAUACUUUGGGCACAUAGAAAGUGUGUGUGCGUUUGAUUCGGGGGCGUUAGAAUCUGGCCAAUGCUGCUAGAUGGAUCAGAGGUGUGUUUUGGCAUGUUAUUAUGAUAGUAAUUAUAUGGACACUUCCAGGUGCAUUUCUACCGUCGGCGUGAUGUUCUGUAUAUAGUCUUAAUUGUGAUAACAUCAUGGUCCCACACUGCAUGCUGUAGGUGGGACUGAAAGGGCGGGAGGGUGAGCCGAGGUCGGUGGCUUGAUCUUGGACGAGGAAGGGGGGGGGGGGGGGAGGAUACACGCUGUCUUUCAGUGUGUGCAAGGCAACUGGACGGGGGAGUUUUACUCCAGCGGCAGCUGCUUAUAACUUGGCUGAGCACUGCCACGCGAGUCCUAUCUUGAAAGCAAUCUGUAAUGGAGACAGAUUAGUCUAGCUGCACUGCGGGCUCGUAGCUUCUUGUACGCUGUGUUGUUGCUGCUUAGUUCACAUUAAAGCGAGAGACAGCACAAAGGUCAAUUCGCUUGCUGCUGCUGCCUCUCCUGAGCGAGUGUUCGCAAUAUCGAGUGACAUGUGUUUAUGUCUGUGUGCACUUGGCACCAUGCUUGUUAAUUUAGUUAGCGAAUGUUUGCGAAUUUAUAUGGCCGAUAAAGCUACUAUCCUUACUUCGUAUAGCUGCCUACUAAUUUGCCAUCACAAUUGAUGCUUCACCUGUUGGCUGUGACUGCGACAUUUUUUCGCCAGAUAAUUCGAUCAGUUUCAUUCGUCCUGUCGGGGUCCAAUUAGUGGAAGUCAAGUUUCAAGCAGGGUGCAGCAUCUUCCUUUAUGGUGCCUAAAGUGUAAAGGUGACAGCAUUGUUUCUGUAGUGGAAUAGUAGUCAGUGCUCAUCUAGCAACCGCAUGCUGCAGUACAAGAGCAAACAGCUGAGUAAAGAAAAUAAUACAUUGGCAGAAAAUUCACAACUAGUUUCAGAUAUUGGAAGCCCACUUAACUGUGCUUCACUAUGUGCAGAUGUUGAAAUGUGUGAGCAACAUUCAAGAUUCUCACACCCUUUUAACUGAACAAUUAUGAUUGUAUGUCAUGCCGGGCUAAGUAGAGAACAGUCAAUCUAAACAAGUAUUUUAAACAUUACAAAUAAGGUGUUAAAGUGGGCUAUCUGGUGCGUCUUGGAGCAAAAACAGCGUAAAAGUAUGACAUGAAACAAGAUGAACAUCAGAGCAACGACCUGCAGUUGAUGUUUAUCGCGUGCUACAUGUAGAGUAUGCAUCCAUUGAGUGCGGGAGCUGGCCAACGGUAAGGUGGACUUUAAGAAUGAAAGAUUUAUUUACUUUAAGUACAUGACUUGGAAACAAGUAAAAUAAAAGAGAACAGUCAUCAUUGGCCGGCAGCUAAUUGUGCGCUGUGGCCCACGGCAAGAAGCAUGUCUCUGAACGUCUCUCCCUUUCCAAUGGUUCACUGGCUUAUAACCCCUUCAGUCCAUCGGGGUCACAUCAAACAGGAUUGGAAAGAAGGGCAACACAAGGCAAUGGCAAUUUUGAGAAGGGGAUUAGAUUCAAUUCUAAGUCCAAAAAUGUGGCCAAUUUGUUGAACAGAUUUACUGAAGGGAUGCAAACACAUGCUAUGUUUUUCUUUGUUAUCAUGUGCACUUCAUUAAGGAUAACAUAAACAUUCUAUGACAGUCUAAAAACCAGAGAACAAAUGGCAUAUACUAAGCAUAUAGGAUAACAAAUAAAAGGCACAAGAUGGAUUAGCACAACUUAAAUUAAUCUGUUUUAUAAAGAGGCCAAACUUUUGGAUGUACUAUUUCGAAGUGCACAGCUGGGUUAGUGGCAUUUUAUAUGGAAUCGCAUGUGCAGAUUGCCCUUCCACUUGUCUAGCCCACUUUUCAGUGUAAAUGUAGUAUAUGUAUUCUCUACACAAUGCUCAAUAAACAUUAGGCACAAGUCAA